Aureobasidium musti is the source of this 3444-nucleotide messenger RNA. Lineage: Eukaryota; Fungi; Ascomycota; Dothideomycetes; Dothideales; Saccotheciaceae. The record is from the annotation of a GenBank genome assembly.
AUGGCAGUCCCGUCGAGCAAGCGAAGAAAGCUGAGCCACUCGCCUUCGCCAGUGGAAGAUGAUGAUGUCUCGAUCGCGUCCGGGAACCAGGUCGACGAUAUUGAGGAAGACGACAUGAGCCAGAACGACGACAUGGACGACGCAGAACUCAGCGCAGACGACCUGGACGACGAGGAUGAAGACGAGCAAGAGAGCGAAGGCGAGGAAGAGCUGCAAGAGAAGGUUAAGAAGACUAAGGACAACAAGAACAAGCCCAAGAGCAACAAGUCGCAGGCUUCUUCACUCGAGGCAAGCAGCGCCGCAUACACUGGAGGGACCUUCAAGAGCAACAUGUUCAAGCUGCAGGUCGAUCAAAUGCUGUCCAACAUCCGUCCGAGACAGGGCAAGAGAGAGGCCACAGCUGCAGACGCCCUGCACAAGAUCAAGAAGCAGAUCGAUGCGAUUCCCAACAGAGACGCCCUCCCACUGCUUCAAGCUGAACGCGAAAUGAUCAAGAAGUCCAAGGUCGCCAUCCCCUUCCCUGAGCCUCGUCCUGCCCACGAUGUCAAGUACAAGCUGGCCUACGAGAAACCUCAGAACAUCAACGUAGUCGGCAGUUUCCCUCUCAAGCUGUCCCUUCGCGAUCGUCAGGCUCCUCUCUCCAUCGACAUGGUCGUCACAAUGCCCAAGUCACUGUUCCAGGACAAAGACUACCUGAACCAUCGCUACUUCUACAAGCGUGCAUACUACCUGGCCUGCAUCGCUGCUGGUCUCCAGUCGUCUCUCAAGCAAUUCACUUUCCAAUUCGUCAACUUCCGCAACAACCCUCUACACCCCGUCUUGCUGGUCCAGUCCAAGGAGUCGACCUCUGAGAACAACUGGCGUAUCAACAUCAUCCCCGGCAUUCCGGACGGCACCUUUGCCGACAACAAGCUUCUGCCAAACAAGAACUGCGUCCGUCCCGCUCAGUCUGGAGAUGACGAGCAGACCCAAGAUCUGCCCGCCACACCAUUCUACAACGCCUCAGUCCAAGCUGACAGUCACAUCACCUCCUACCUCAAGUUGCUACAUGUUUCUUCCACUGCUUGUGAAGGAUACACGGAUGCUUGCAUGCUUGGUCGUGUCUGGCUGAGACAGCGUGGCCUUGCUUCCGAGACGAACAAGGGCGGGUUUGGCAACUUCGAGUGGGCUGCGACAAUGGCAAAUCUGCUCAGGACUGGCGCUGGUUCAGGAAAGCCAGUCUUGUCGAGCGGUUACAGUAGCUACCAGCUCUUCAAGGCUACUCUCCAGUACAUUGCUGUCAAGGACCUUGCCAAAGAACCUGCUUUGCUCGACGCUGCUGGCAUUGUCCUUACAUCUGAGGACGGUCAACCAAUCCUUUACGAUGGCCCCCGCGGACAGAACAUUCUCUACAAGAUGACUGCCUGGUCUUAUCAACACCUCCGCGCAGAGGCACGUACCACUCUUAAAAUGCUGGGUGACAACCUCUUCGACCAAUUCGACUCUGCCUUUAUUCUUCGCUCCGACAGCCUUCUCAAGAGAUACGAUCUAGCCGUCCGCGUGCCUUGCUCUGCUCUAACUUCUGAUGCCUCCGAGGAUCGACAGAUUCUCCAAAGAUACGCCAAGAUGUUCAGCGUCUUCAGUCAGGGUCUAGGUGAUCGCGCAACCCAGGUAGUAAUUCAAUCUCCUGAUCACGAAUCUUGGGCACUCGGAUCUGCUAGACCCAACAUGGAGCGUAAGGGCGAGGUCUCGGUUGCCAUUAACCUUGACUCUGCCAACGCUUCUCGUGCUGUUGAUCAUGGACCUGCUGCUGAACANAAAAAGGAGGCUGCCGCCUUCCGCAAGUUCUGGGGUGAAAAGGCUGAACUGCGCAGGUUCAGAGAUGGAAGCAUUUUGGAGAGUUUGGUUUGGGCUACCAACAGUGGCAUGUCAAUCAUUCAGCAAAUCCUAACCUUCUUGCUUUACCGUCACUUUGGACAGGAUGCAGCCGCAAGUGCUGUCUUCUCUGGUGACGAGUGUGCUAAACUCAUCAAGCAGAGCAAUGGUCUUGCCGCCUUCCAACCUUUGAUGGAGGCUUUCAAGACUUUGGAGAGCAACAUUCGUGGCAUGGAUGAUCUCCCUCUCACUAUUCGUUCUAUCCUGGCCGCUGACUCGCAACUCCGUUACUCUUCUGUGGAACCUCCUAUGUCUACUCAGCAGCAGAUGAAGCGUCCUGCUGAUGUCGUUCUUCAAUUCGAGGGAUCCGGUCGUUGGCCCGAUGAUCUUGUCGCCAUUCAACGUACCAAGAUUGCCUUCUUGCUCAAGAUUGGUGAGCUUUUCGAGUCAACACAAGAGGGUGUCACUUCUCGCAUUGGUCUGGAGAACGAAGGCGAGGAUAUUCUGAAUCAAGCUUUCCUCGACGUGAUCUAUCCUACUGGCUUCUCUUUCCGCGUCCGCAUCCAUCACGAUAGAGAGCAGACUCUGGUGGAACGUAUUUUGAAGUCGCAAUCCGCCGCACCCAGCGANAAGGAGGCUGCAGCUGUUGCUCUCGCUACCUACAAGCGUGUAUUCAUCAAGUCACCAGCGCAUACUCAAGCCCUGCAGAAGCUUUGCACCAGAUACCCCGUGCUCUCACCAACUGUUCGAUUGUUGAANAAGUGGUUCUCCGAGCACUUGCUGAGCAAUCACUACUCUGAAGAAGUCAUCGAACUGUUUGCGAUCCACACAUUCACUCGCCCAUGGCCCUACAACACACCCUCAUCAACACAAGCCGCAUUCUUGCGCACUCUCUCCUUCCUCUCACGCUUCGACUGGCGCACUGAUCCCUUGAUCGUAGACCUCGGCGGUGAUCUCGACGCCGACAACGUGGCAGCAGCAACGACUCGCUUCGAAGCCUGGCGUAAGUUAGACCCAGCACUCAACCGUGUUGUUCUCUUUGUAGCCAGCAGCAACGACCUGGAAGGCACAACCUGGACAGACGGUACACCCGCAAAGGUCGUCUGCGGCCGCAUGACUGCAUUAGCCAAAGCCGCAACCGCCGAAGUCGAUGCAAAGUCGCUAUCACUAGACAUUGAGACCCUCUUCGUCUCACCACUUGGCGAUUAUGACUUUGUGAUCCACCUCAACCCCGCAUACACCACGACAAAAUCCAAAACCGCAAGCGGCAAAUACAAAAACCUCGCCAUUGUCGAAGAGACGAAUGCAGAAUUGGUAGAUUACGCACCCACAGAUGCAUUCUUCCAUGAAUUGCAGAGUGUGUAUGGUCAAUCGUUAGCGCUUUUCUAUGGCGGCGCUGGCAGCACUACGAUUGCGGGUCUUUGGAGUCCUGUCACUGCUGCCAGAGCGUGGAAGGUCAAUCUUGCGUAUUCGACCGUGCCGGUCAAGAAGGGCGAAGAGGUUGUUGCUGAGAUCAAUAAGACUGGUGUCUUGGCUGAGAUGGCAAGGUUAGGUGGGGAGUUGGUCAAGAAGAUUGAGGCGAAUAGGUAG